UAUUUUAUUAAAAUUUUCGUUUCAAAAUUUCAAAUUCUCAAUGGAGGCUUUGAAUCUUAAAACGUACGAAGACUUUUAGAUACCUAUUUGAAACAAUAAAUAUUAUCUUAAGUCUCAUCAAUCAUUUUAAAUCGUAUUACAUGCUAGGUAAAAAAUUCUGAUUGACAACACUUGUAGGUCUACUAUAAUAUAAUACAACGUAAUAAUGAAGAUUUAAGCCUAAAAGUUUAUAUGAGAUGUAUAUACUUUUUUAAACCAUAAAAUGAGAUAUCAUAGGAUCAUAGACUCAAUAAAAAUUAUUUCCAAAAAUUAUUCUUCUCGCAGCGAGCAAUAUUAUGCUAAACAAAUAAGAGAUGCUACUGUAGUGUGUACAAAUCACUUGACUCCAGAAAUAAAAUUGCAUUUAAUUACUGAACAAUGCAAACUGUGGCAUUCGCCUGCAAAUGAAUGCCAGUUUAACGAUCCAUUCUGGGCAUUUUAUUGGCCUGGUGGCCAAGCUAUUUCCAGGUUUAUAUUAGAUAACAGUAAGUAUGUAAAUAACAAAACAAUUUUGGAUAUCGGUAGUGGUAGUGCUGCAUGCAGUCUUGCGUCAGCUUUAGCGGGAGCCAAUCAAGUUACAGCUAACGACAUAGAUCCUGUUGCGUGUGUAGCAGCUAAGCUAAAUGCUCAGUUAAACAACAUCAAUAUUGAUGUGUUGUCUAAGAAUAUUUUGUUCAAUGAUUGUUCACAAUGGGAAGUUAUCAUUGUUGGAGAUAUGUUUUAUUCACAAGAUAUGGCGGAUGUACUGUGGAAAUGGCUGGACACGCUGUGUAACCAAGGGAAGACUAUACUGAUUGGUGAUCCGGGUAGACAUUGUUUUAAGCCCAAACGUCAUUUACAAGAGCGAUUAAAAAAACUUAAAGAAUACAAAUUAACAGAAAAUUGUUGUUUGGAAAAUCGGGGAUUUUCAACUGCAUCUGUUUGGAGUUUAGAAUAAAAUUAUUAGAUAUACUAAAAAAAAAACUAAGCCAUUUUAUACAGUCAAUAUUGAUCAAAAUUUGUCCAAAUAUAUUAAAAUUAUACAAUUUAAUUAUUUUUUAUGUUAUAAAAUAGUUAGUUUUAAUCUAGGAGCUGAUAGCUAUUUAAUUUUUCUGCACUGUAAAAUCCAGCUUUUACUUGUCUUCCACCAAAAAAUCUACCAUUUAGGUCUACAACAGCUGUAAUGAUAUAAAAAUAAUGUAAUUAUUAUAAAAUUAAUAUAUAUAUAUAUAUAUUUACAA
This is a messenger RNA of Aphis gossypii (cotton aphid), 1259 nucleotides long. RefSeq names its product electron transfer flavoprotein beta subunit lysine methyltransferase-like. The transcript has 3 exons. Gene Ontology annotation, cellular component: mitochondrial matrix. Gene Ontology annotation, molecular function: protein-lysine N-methyltransferase activity. NCBI's taxonomy places the organism in Eukaryota, Metazoa, Arthropoda, Insecta, Hemiptera, Aphididae. The record is from RefSeq and is a predicted model, not a curated record. Bases 263 to 976 code for a protein of 237 amino acids. Gene Ontology annotation, biological process: peptidyl-lysine trimethylation.